AUGGUACGUCUAGACAAAGCUUCGCAUCGGACCAAAGGCAAGGAGAAGCGCACGCGGCCUGAUCCCUCCAGCGACCACGAGGACAAUCACGAUUCGUCUCUGGCAGAGAGACCCAACAAAAAAGUCCGCUGGGGCAACGACCUGGGCACUGUGGAGGAGAGCAUAGAUGAUAACACAGAAGAAGGAACGUCGAACACACCGGAGAAGGCACAAGCCUACUCCGUGUGCAGCGGACGUAUCGGCUGCGCAUAUUACGAUCCGGUGAAGUGCACGAUAUACACAUUCGAAGACACGCCUGAGAAUCAACACUAUGACCUGACGAAAAGUCUCUUGGAACAAUGCGGUCCCGAUAUGGUCAUCACGAGUUCAAAGGCCGACGACAGCUUCAUGGACGUGCUCCGAGACCACAUGGACUCGUCUGGAGGCACUUUUCAGGUGCGACCCCAUAAGGACUUCUCGGCUGCGAAAGGCCGUGACCGCCUGUUGUCCCUGCGACUUCUCUCUGAGCUGCCGUCAGACCUCGCGCGUGACAUGCCUUCUUCAGAGUCUGACAGCGGCUCAGAGCCCCGGAAUGCGUACGAGUUUAUGCGCCGCCGGCAAGAGAUAGGUGGUGACCCGACUAUGCAACAAUGGAAUGCGUCCAUUCGGCUCGCGAACUACGCGUCUAUGGAAGCGACGCCGCUAUGCUUAGGUAGCGUUGGUGCUCUGCUCGACCACCUUACGCGAAUCCGAGCUGUUGGAGAUCUCGAUGACGAAGGGAUCAACGGUCUGGAGGUCCGAGCCAUAGAACCGUUGGCGCCACACCAGACGAUGCAGAUCAACGCGGAUGCGCUGUUUUCUCUGCAGAUAUUCGAAGACGAGAGCCACGCGUCGAUCCACUCCGACAAGACGAAAGAAGGGCUGUCGCUCUUUGGGAUACUCAACAACACCAAGACAACUCUAGGACGUGCUCUCAUGCGAGAGUGGUUGCUGCGCCCGUCACUCUCGCUCUCAGUUAUCGGUGCACGCCACGAUGCUGUUGCCUGCUUUGUGCGGCCUGACAAUCAGGCAGCGGCUGGUUCGAUGCAUUCCCAUCUCAAGGGUAUCAAGAAUGUACCACGGAUCCUAGGCAUCAUGAGGGCUGGUAAAGACAGAGUUUCGGACUGGCAGUGCCUUGUGAAGUUCACUUUCCAUUCGCUUAUGCUACGGGAUGCCAUGGGUGAAUUGUGCCAUGCUGGCCAUGUAGAGAUCGUCAAGAAGGCGAGAUUUCCGUCAUUGGAAGUUGCGAGCUUCAGAGAAGUUGGAACCGCUGUGAACGAGACGAUUGAUUGGGAAGAAUCCGCUCUCGCUGGUCGUGUCUGUGUCCGGCCGCAUAUUGACGAAGAACUGGAUAACUUGAAGCACAUCUACAAUGGUAUCGACAGCGUACUGUCAAGAGUAGCUCAACAAAUAUCGGAGACGAUACCUCCUGAUUACGCAUCGUCGCUGAACGUUGUCUACUUUCCUCAGCUGGGCUUCCUCAUAUGCGUUCCGAUGCUGGAGGAAUGGAAGACAGAUGCCGGAGUCCAGGUCUUGGAUGGGUGGACCUUCCAAGUACGUUUUCUGUCCCACGUUUACUUCAAAUCACAAGAAAUGCACGACAUGGACGCCCAUAUUGGCGACCUCCACCCCUCAAUCGUCGACCGCGAAAUCGAAAUUGUGCAAACGCUCUCCGAACGGAUACUUGUUCAUGCUGAGGCCAUGCAAUAUGCAUGUGAUGUCUGUGCAGAACUUGACUGUUUGUUAUCCUUCGCAGAAGCGUCGACCGCGUGCAACUUCAUUCGGCCGCAAAUGGUAGGAGAGAAUAUUAUCGAGAUUAGACAGGGCCGGCAUCCUUUGCAGGAGCUUGUAGUGGAUACUUUUGUUCCCAACGACGCUUUGCUAUUAGGUGGUUGCGGUGUAGGCGUCGAACUCGAUGACCGCAGCGAGGAUGACGCCUCUCACGACGGCGCGAGGGAUAAGAACAGCAUCGUCGUUUGUACAGGGGCAAACGCGUGUGGCAAGAGUGUAUAUCUGAAGCAGAUUGCUAUGAUCCAGUAUAUGGCUCAGAUCGGAUGCUUCGUCCCCGCUGAGUGCGCCACUCUGGGAAUCGUUGACAAGAUCUUCACGCGCGUUCAGACAAGGGAAUCCGUCUCCAAAGUCCAAUCAGCAUUCAUGAUCGAUUUGAACCAGGUCUCCUUCGCUCUGCGCAAUGCCACGGAGCGGUCUCUGAUUUUACUGGAUGAGUUCGGAAAGGGGACCAUGUCUUCAGGCUCGUAUCCCCUUGCUCCAACUGGCUUGGUCUAUCACCUUCUGGACGGCGCCGGACUCUUCUGCAGCGUUCUCAAGCACCUCGCCAGCAGGGGCUCCGCCUGCCCCAAGGUCCUGGCCGCGACGCACUUCCACGACGUGUUCAUGCCAGACCUGCUCGACCCCGGCUCGCUCCCGAUCACCUUCGUCCACAUGCAGAUCCUCCUGACGUCGAGUUCGGGCCAUCUCCUCCGCGCGAGCGGCGCGGGCGACGCCGACUGCGGGGUGGAAGACGACGGCGAGGAAGACGGGGCGCAAGUUGCCCCGGGAGAGCGGAUCACGUAUCUGUACAGGGUCGCGAAAGGCCUCUCACUCGACUCGCACGCAGCGAUGUGUGCCGAGAUAUUCGGGAUACCGCGCCGUGUCGCACAGCGGGCGCAGUAUGUCAGCCGACUGCUAGCGACGCACGAACUCGGCCAGCUUCUUGACGAAGAGAUGAGCGACGUUGAGCGCAGGGAUCUCGAGGACGCGGAAGAGGUCUGCCGGCGGUUCCUCGCGUGGAACUUCGCCCGCGACAACGACGAUGAUGACGACCCGGACCCACGGCAGGAUGUGAGGCGCACGUUGGCAGAAGUACUCGGGCGCCAAGUUGAGUGA
Rhodofomes roseus is the source of this 2904-nucleotide messenger RNA. RefSeq names its product DNA mismatch repair protein MutS. The record is from RefSeq and is a predicted model, not a curated record. Gene Ontology annotation, biological process: mismatch repair; chiasma assembly. The transcript has 22 exons. NCBI's taxonomy places the organism in Eukaryota, Fungi, Basidiomycota, Agaricomycetes, Polyporales, Fomitopsidaceae. Bases 1 to 2904 code for a protein of 967 amino acids. Gene Ontology annotation, cellular component: nucleus. Gene Ontology annotation, molecular function: ATP-dependent DNA damage sensor activity; mismatched DNA binding; ATP binding.